Messenger RNA from Ailuropoda melanoleuca (giant panda), 3572 nucleotides. It is a transcript of the gene LRRCC1, whose product is annotated as leucine rich repeat and coiled-coil centrosomal protein 1. Lineage: Eukaryota; Metazoa; Chordata; Mammalia; Carnivora; Ursidae. The record is from RefSeq and is a predicted model, not a curated record. Gene Ontology annotation, cellular component: cytoplasm; centrosome. Gene Ontology annotation, molecular function: protein binding. Bases 83 to 3166 code for a protein of 1027 amino acids. The transcript is spliced from 19 exons.
CCGCUCACCCAGAAGGCGUGUUCCGGGCUCUCCCACUCAGCUCUGGGCGCCGGUUAAGACCACGGUCCCCGUCGCCGGUGCCAUGGAGGCGCCGGUGGAGGCGGAGGUCGAAAAUGAAGACGGCGACAGCAGCUGCGGGGAUUUGUGCUUCAUGGACAAAGGCCUGCGGAGCAUAUCAGAGUUAUCUUUAGAUUCAUCCCUUCAUGCCAUCAAUCUUCACUGCAAUAACAUCUCAAAAAUCGAAGCCAUUGAUCAUCUUUGGAAUUUACAACACUUAGAUCUGUCAUCUAAUCAAAUAAAUCAAAUUGAAGGGCUAAACACACUGACAAAACUAUGCACUUUAAAUUUGUCCUGCAAUUUGAUUACAAGAAUAGAAGGACUUGAAGCAUUAACUAAUCUGACUAGACUGAAUUUAUCUUACAACCACAUAAAUGAUCUUAGUGGUUUGAUUCCCCUUCAUGGAAUUAAACAUAAACUUAGAUUUAUUGACCUACAUAGUAAUUGUAUAGAUAGUAUCCAUCACCUACUUCAGUGUGUGGUAGGAUUGAACUUCUUGACUAAUCUUAUUUUGGAAAAAAAUGGAGAUGAUAACCCUGUCUGUCAUGUACCAGGGUACAGAGCAAUUAUGCUCCAGACGUUGCCACAGCUUAGAAUACUAGACUGCAAGAACAUAUUUGGUGAGCCGGUAAAUUUGUCAGAAAUAAAUUCAUCACGCCUGCAGUGCUUAGAAGGUCUUUUGAAUAAUUUAGUUUCUUCUGAUUCUCCCCUAAAUACCAGUGAAGAUGAGAUAAUUGAUAGUAUGCCAGUGGUAACACCACCCAUCGAUGAGAUAGCUCCCUUGGAUCAAUUUGCAUCACCAACGGAUACUGGUUUGACAUCCUUUAUAUCUAUAUGUCCAUCUUCUGAGCCGGAGAAAGUUAAUCAUAAAAACAGUUUUCAUAACGACAUGAAACUUCAGAAAUUAGAUGAUCAGAUUUUACAGCUUCUCACUGAAACUUCUGAUUCUUUAAUAGAUAAUGUUCCUGAGAAAGAUCUCAGACCAAAAAGAGAUACAGAUAUGACUUCUGAAAGUGACUAUGGCAAUAGAAAAGAAUGUAAUAGAAGAAUUCCUCGAAGAUCAAAAAUCCCAUAUUAUUCCAAAACUAUUCAGACUAUUAAGCACCACCAUAAAAACAACAACCCUUUUAUGAGCUGUAAUCGUAAAAUGAAACCACCUUUCUUUAAAGAUUUAUAUGUAAGAUCAUCUUUAGCAAACUGUAAUAUGUUAGAAGAAUCCGAAGAACAGAAGACUGAAAUCAUUAAAGUAGACAACAGUAGCUUGGAAGACACCACUUACCGGACACUUCUUGAACAACUAGACCAAGAAAGAGAGAAGAGAUGGAAAGCUGAACAAGCUGAAAAGAAACUUAUGGAUUAUAUUGCUGAACUACACAAACAUGCAAAUGAAAAAAAAGAUAUUCAUAGCCUGGCUCUACUCACCACAGAUAGGCUAAGGGAAAUUAUUUUUAAAGAGAGAAAUUCCAAAGUACAACUCGAAGUUAUGGUUCACAAACUUCAAAAUGAAAUUAAAAAACUAACCAUUGAAUUAAUUAAAGCAAGAGAUCAACAAGAGGAUCACAUAAGACACUUAAGAACCCUGGAAAAAGCAUUAGAAAAAAUGGAGAGGCAGAAAGGGCAGCAGCAAGCAGCACAGAUGCGACUUAUCCAAGAGGUGGAGCUCAAAGCUGCCGCUGCUGAUACAGAAAUAAACUUACUUAGAACUUCUCUUCAUCAAGAAAAGGAACAAGUACAGCAACUUCAUGAACUUCUUGCAUUGAAAGAACAAGAACACAGGAAAGAACUUGAAACAAGGGAGUUUUUCAGUGAUGCUGAGUUCCAGGAAGCCUUAGCUAAAGAAGUAGCUAAAGAAGAAAGAAAGCAUGAGCAAGAUAUAAAAGAAUACCAAGAAAAAAUUGAUACAUUAAACCAACAGUAUAUGGAUUUAGAAAAUGAAUUCCGUAUUGCUCUAACUGUUGAAGCCAGAAGAUUUAAAGAUGUUAAAGAUGGUUUUGAAAAUGUUGCAACUGAGUUAGCAAAGAGCAAGCAUGCUCUUGUUUGGGCUCAACGAAAAGAAAAUGAAUCUUCCUCUUUAAUUAAAGAUCUGACCUGUAUGGUGAAGGAGCAAAAAACAAAACUUGCAGAAGUUUCAAAAUUGAAACAGGAAACAGCAGCAAAUUUACAGAAUCAAAUCAGCACCCUUGAAAUCUUGAUUGAAGAUGACAAGCAGAAGAGUAUUCAAAUAGAACUUCUCAAGCAUGAAAAAGUCCAGCUUAUUUCUGAGCUAGCUGCCAAGGAAUCACUAAUUUACGGUCUAAGGACAGAAAGAAAAGUAUGGGGGCAUGAGCUGGCGCAACAUGGAUCAUCUCUAGCCUUAGAUCGUGGGAAAUUAGAGGCUCAAAUUGAAAGUUUAUAUAGAGAGAAUGAGUCUCUGAGAAAGAAAAAUGAAUGUGAUAAUGAUGCAUUAAGAAUUAAGUGCAAAAUCAUAGAAGACCAAACUGAAACCAUUGGAAAAUUAAAAGCUUGUGUACAAGAAAGAGAAGAACAAAUCAAAAUAUUACAAGAAAAGAUCACUGAAAUACAAAAAUGUACUCAAGAACAACUUGAUGAAAAAUCUUCACAACUGGAUGACAUAAUUGAAAAACUGGAAAGACACAAUGAAAGAAAAGAAAAACUAAAACAACAGUUGAAAGUAAAGGAAUUAGAACUUGAAGAAAUUAGAAAAGCUUACAGUACACUUAAUCAGAAAUGGCAUGAUAAAGGAGAGCUUCUAAGUCAUCUUGAAAUGCAAGUAAAAGAAGUGAAAGAAAAAUUUGAAAACAAGGAAAGGAAACUGAAAGCAGAAAGAGACAAAAGUAUUGAACUACAAAAGGAUGCGGUGGAAAAGCUUCAUAGUAUGGAUGAUGCCUUUAAAAAACAAGUCGAUGCAAUUGUUGAAGCUCAUCACGCUGAAAUAAUACAACUGGCAAGUGAAAAGCAGAAAUACAUUGAUUCUGCAAAUUUAAAGGUUCAUAGAGUUGAAGAAGAAAUGCGUGAACUUCUUCAGGAAACAUGCAAGAACAAAAAAGCAAUGGAAGAAAAAAUUAGGCAACUUGCUUUUGCUCUUACUGAAAUUCAGCAAGAAAUGUGAUGGUUCUGAGAAUGAAUUUAAUUGAAAUGGAACAGCAGACCUAUUGUAAAAAUGAUUAAAUAUUGUAAUAGUAGUAACGGCUACGACUUUGAAACGUCUCUUUCUACACAUUUCAUUUUGAUUAUAUUUUAAAAGACUUUUGAUCAAGUAUUUUUUAACUGUAUGUGUAGGUUUUUAUAAUAAAUUGUUGAUAAUUAUGUGUAUUAGAAAAAACUAUCAGAAUAACUAGAUUUACAACACUUUCUUGUUUCUGUGCUAUACAUUGUUUGGUAAUUACACAUUUGCCUUCAAAUAUGUAAAUGGAAAUUAACAUUAGUGUUUGGACUAUAUGAGGUAAAGUGUUUUAAUCAUUGUUGUUACCUUAUUGUGUUGAUGCAGAACUAAUUAUAUUUAUUGGUCAUCUUCA